Messenger RNA from Saprolegnia parasitica CBS 223.65, 990 nucleotides. RefSeq lists its product as hypothetical. The transcript has a single exon. Bases 6 to 896 code for a protein of 296 amino acids. The record is from RefSeq and is a predicted model, not a curated record. NCBI's taxonomy places the organism in Eukaryota, Oomycota, Saprolegniomycetes, Saprolegniales, Saprolegniaceae. Gene Ontology annotation, cellular component: membrane; mitochondrion. Gene Ontology annotation, biological process: mitochondrion organization.
GGAAGAUGGAAAACCAAGCAAAGCAAGCUGCUGAGAAGAUGGCCAAGAAGGUCCCGACGAGCGGUGGCCCCGCGUCGGCCUUGGUCAAGGGCCUCGUGCUGACGGCCGGUCUCGGCUACGGUCUCUACCAGUCGGUCUUCACGGUCGCGCCCGGUUCGCGCGCGGUCAUGUACAACCGCUUCACCGGUGUCCAGGACGGCACGAAGGAAGAAGGCAUGCACGUCAUGAUCCCGUGGGUCGAGCGCCCGACGAUCUUCGACGUGCGCACGAAGGCCCACCAGGUGAGCUCGCUUACGGGCUCGCGCGAUUUGCAGAUGGUCAACGUCUCGCUCCGUGUCCUGACGCGCCCCAACACGGGCAAGCUCCCGGAGAUCUACCGCAACCUUGGCCUCAACUACUUGGAAGUCGUCUUGCCCUCGAUUGUCAACGAGACGGCCAAGCAGGUCAUGGCGCAGUUUAACGCUAGCCAGCUCAUCACGCAGCGUGAACACGUCUCGCGCAUGAUUGCGCGCAACUUGACGGAGCGCGCGAUGGAGUUCUUCAUCAACGUCGAAGAUGUGUCGGUGACGCACUUGAGCUUCGGUCGCGAGUACACGGCCGCCGUCGAAUCCAAGCAGGUCGCCCAGCAGGAGGCCGAGCGCGCCCGCUUCGUUGUCGACAAGGCCCUCCAGGAGAAGAAGUCGACGAUCAUCCGCGCCCAGGGUCAGGCCAAGGCUGCCGAGCUUGUCGGUGAGGCCAUCAAGAAGAACCCCGCUUUCACACAGUUGCGCCGCCUCGAUGCCGCCAAGGAGAUUGCCGCCGUCAUGAGCAAGUCGCAGAACCGCGUGUACCUCAACUCGGAGUCGCUCCUCCUCAACUUGUUGCACGAUUCGACGACGGGCUCGUUCACCAAGUAAACAACAUGCUCGUAGCGACCACCGCUUUUUGCAUUACGAUUUUGGACGUCGCUCGAAGUUCUGUACUUGUAAUGAAAGGAGUUCUGUAGAGAAA